UGCCCUCCCGCCAGAGCGCAGGCGCCGGCAUUGGCGGCCCGGCCCCGCCCCGCGCCUUACCCAGGAGCCCGCGCGGCGCGCCGAGGUCAAGAUGGCGGCGAGGGCGCCUGUUGCAGGAGGUGGUCGCCUGUUAGACAGGAUUUGCAAGUGGUAUUACAAUGCGGCUGGGUUCAACAAAUAUGGGUUAAUGCGAGAUGAUACAUUGCAUGAAGAUGAAGAUGUAAAAGAGGCAUUGAAGAGACUUCCAGAGCAUCUGUACAAUGAGAGAGUAUUUCGCAUAAAGCGAGCGCUGGACUUAAGCUUGAAACAUCAGAUCCUUCCCAAAGACCAGUGGGUGAAGUAUGAAGAGGAUCACCGUUAUCUCGAACCAUAUCUAAAAGAAGUAAUCCGUGAAAGACAAGAAAGGGAAGCAUGGAACAAGAAAUAACUGUUGAACUACUUCAUGCAAAUAUCCAGAUAUUUCUGAUAUUUUAAACAUUUGGAUGUAGAAGUCCAUAGGGAGGCAGUUGUGGGCCUGAGGAAUACUGUUUCAGCUUGUUCAUUGAAUCUGUUCAUCCAACUAAAAUAAACAUGUCAAACUAUAAAAA
Molecule: messenger RNA, 587 nt
Organism: Pyrgilauda ruficollis (rufous-necked snowfinch)
Lineage: Eukaryota; Metazoa; Chordata; Aves; Passeriformes; Passeridae
Product: cytochrome b-c1 complex subunit 7
Exons: 4
Coding region: 92-427 (111 amino acids)
Biological process (GO): mitochondrial electron transport, ubiquinol to cytochrome c
Source: RefSeq, a predicted model, not a curated record